Pistacia vera is the source of this 2573-nucleotide messenger RNA. RefSeq names its product probable galacturonosyltransferase 7. The transcript has 6 exons. NCBI's taxonomy places the organism in Eukaryota, Viridiplantae, Streptophyta, Magnoliopsida, Sapindales, Anacardiaceae. The coding region runs from base 236 to 2044 and encodes 602 amino acids. Gene Ontology annotation, molecular function: polygalacturonate 4-alpha-galacturonosyltransferase activity. The record is from RefSeq and is a predicted model, not a curated record.
CGCAACAAGCACAAAGCCAGUGGUCAUGGGAAUCUUCCACGUGCAAAACACUGGUUCUCUGAUUCAGUUAAGAGUGUUAAGUGGAAAUGGCUGUGUGAGACCGAAGAUUGCGCAAUUGCGGUGGGGUUGACGACGGUCAUCGCAAUACGUCCAUCAGAUAAUCACAUUUCCGGUUACGUUUGAAUUUUUCCAACCUAAUAAGAACAAAACCUAUCAAGAAGUCGGAGAAAAGGAUAUGAAAGGCGGUGGUGGGGGCGGGGUUUCAGUUCCGGGGAAACGGCGAUGGAGAGGCCUGGUGAUUGGAGUUCUCUUUCUCGUUAUUCUUUCUAUGCUUGUUCCUUUGGCCUUCUUGCUUGGUGUUCACAAUGGCUUUCACUCUCCCAAUCCCGACGGAUAUGUCCCUGUACAACAUUCUUCAGUUUCGGUGAGCUUUUUAACUUUAUUGCUGGAUUUGUGGGAUGCACAUGUUCUAGCAAUUUUUCUUAUUUUAAUGUCUUCAUAUUUUUUUUCCUCCUUCAAUUGGAUAUCAGAAUGGUGCCUCUACAUAACCAAAUCUUCCGUGCAGGGUACCAACAAUGUUGCUAAAGUUGAAGGUACUGAAUAUGUCAAAGGUGGUAUAGAUGAAAAUGAAAAUUGUGAAUUGAAAUUUGGGAGCUACUGCCUUUGGCGUAAAGAACAUAGAGAAGACAUGAAGGAUUCUAUGGUAAAGAAAUUGAAGGACCAGCUCUUCGUGGCCAGAGCAUACUAUCCUAGUAUUGCAAAACUUCCAUCACAGAGUAAAUUGACUCGUGAAUUGAGACAGAAUAUUCAAGAAUUGGAGCGUCUUCUUAGUGAAAGUGCUACAGAUCCUGAUCUUCCACCAGAGAUUGGAAAGAAGUCACAGAAGAUGGAAGCAGCAAUAGUCAAAGCUAAAUCAUUCCCUGUGGAUUGUAAUAAUGUUGACAAGAAACUGAGGCAAAUAUUUGACUUAACUGAGGAUGAAGCUAACUUCCACAUGAAGCAGAGUGCAUUCCUUUACCAACUAGCGGUCCAAACCAUGCCAAAGAGUCUUCACUGUUUAUCUAUGAAACUAACUGUGGAAUAUUUCAAAUCUACUUCUCUGGAUAUGGAGCCUUCUCAGGCCAAUAAAUAUUCAGAUCCCUUAUUGCAUCACUAUGUUAUAUUCUCCAAUAAUGUACUCGCAUCAUCAGUUGUAAUAAACUCAACAGUUAUGCAUUCAGAAGAGAGUAAGAGUCAGGUUUUUCAUGUGCUGACUGAUGAACAGAAUUACUUUGCAAUGAAACUAUGGUUCUUCAGAAACUCUUUUAAAGAAGCCACUGUUCAAGUGGUGAACAUGGAAAAGUUUAGCCUGGACUACCAUGAUAAAGCAACUCUUUCACAUAUGUUAUUGCCUGUGGAGUUUCGAGUCUCUUUCCACAAUUUUGAUGAUUCAUCAACCCAAGAUAGAACACAGUACCUAUCAAUUUUUUCUGAUGUGCACUAUCUUCUACCUGAGAUAUUUCCGAGUUUAAAGAAAGUUGUGGUUCUGGAUGAUGAUAUUGUUGUACAGAAAGACUUGUCAGCACUAUGGAACCUCGACAUGGGAGGUAAAGUAAAUGGUGCUGUGCAAUUCUGCUCGGUGACGUUGGGUCUGCUGAAGAGUUAUAUGGGUGAAAAUAAUUUUGAUAAAAAAAUUUGUGCUUGGAUGUCUGGAUUGAAUAUACUUGAUCUGGCAAGGUGGAGAGAGCUGGAUCUCACUAAAAGUUACAGGAAGUUGGCAAGAGAGGUGAGCGUUGGUGAGGAAUCAAUUGAAGCUGCUUCUUUGCGCGCAAGUUUGCUCACCUUUCAGGACCUAAUUUAUGCUCUUGAUGGUGUAUGGGCGUUAUCAGGACUUGGUCACAAUUAUGGGCUUGAUAUCCAAACCAUUAAGAAAGCUGCAGUGCUGCAUUAUAAUGGAAACAUGAAACCUUGGCUGGACCUGGGAAUUCCGAGAUACAAACGACACUGGAAGAAGUUUUUGAAUCAAGAAGAUCAAUUUUUGAGUGAAUGCAAUAUACAUCCGUAAUGAGUUUGGUGGUGCAGGUUACAGCUAAUAUCCCUGGAAAACUUAGGGCUCAAGAAAGCUUGAAUGUAUGGAUUUCUUUUUCUGGGUGCUGAGCAUUUCCAUUCAGCUCGAUUUACCAAAGGUUAUUGGGUAACAAAGAAGCUGACAACCAUGGCCAAUAUGGUGAACUGAUAAUUUUUGAUUUUUUUUGGUAAACAAAAGGAUUUACCUUUCCGAAAAGCGGAAGAGGUUUCCCUGGAGGUGGCUACAGUUGCUCGGAAAGGAAGAUUGUAGGUUUAUAUUGCUACUAUUUGUUUGACAAAGGCGGGGAGUGAUGAUAAGAGCUUCAUUCUCUGCAUCUUUUGGUAAAUUGAAUUAGAAUGAAGAGGGAAAACCUUGAGAAAAUAAUUCUGUUGGUUGAGAAGAUUGUGUGAUUGUUCAUUAAAGGAGAUCUUAUAGUCAUUCAUAAUGUAAAUGAUUUGCUCAUUCAAGAAGCGAGUAUUCCCGUCCCUUUUUGGAAUACCCAUUUGUUUGAAUUAAAUUUCAUUAU